Messenger RNA from Alternaria novae-zelandiae, 444 nucleotides. RefSeq lists its product as uncharacterized. Lineage: Eukaryota; Fungi; Ascomycota; Dothideomycetes; Pleosporales; Pleosporaceae. The record is from RefSeq and is a predicted model, not a curated record. Bases 1 to 444 code for a protein of 147 amino acids. The transcript has 2 exons.
AUGCACAAGAGCUUAAUUAUUCUCGUCGCGUUGGCCGGCUUGUCAGCAGCGACCGCUUCGCAUAAGAAAGUAACAGUACUAAGCGUCAAAGCUUAUGCAGAAGAAUUGAAAGACGUUAAGAAGCGCAACACCUACGUAGAUCUUUUUAAGGAUAACAGGCCAGCUCCUGCGCCAGAAGAGAGUAGUAGCGCCUACAAACGCUCUGAAAGGGCCAAUUCAGGGAAGCGUAACACCUAUAUCGAUCUGUUCAAAGACGAUAGACCAGCUCCUGCGCCGGACGCUAGGUCGGAGAAGCGUAACACUUACAUCGAUCUGUUCAAAGACGAUAGGCCAGCUCCCGCGCCGGACGCUAGGUCGAAGAAGCGUAACACCUACAUCGAUCUGUUCAAGGAUGACGGACCAGCUCCCGCGCCGGACGCUAGAUCGGAGAAGCGUGAGACCUAA